AUGUGUGGGAUUUUUGCCUGUCACUGCCAUCCUGAUGUGCAAAAGUUCAAGCCCACCGCUCUGCGGAUGGCCAAAGCCGCUCGCCAUCGUGGUCCCGAUUGGAGUGGUAACUUCAUUGCGAAUAACACAAUCUUGGCCCACGAAAGACUGAGUAUUGUUGGCGUUGAUACUGGAGCCCAGCCUCUAGUCAGUGAUGAUGGCUCAUUAUCUCUGGCUGUCAAUGGUGAGAUCUACAACCAUAGGGUCUUGCGCAAGCAGCUGAAGCGCCCCUACAACUUUAAGACCCACUCGGACUGCGAAGUCAUCAUACCGUUGUAUAUGGAACAUGGACUUGAUGCGCCAAAGUACCUAGAUGGCAUGUUCUCCUGGGUUCUUUAUGACAAGGAAGGAGAUCGCACAGUGGCCGCAAGAGAUCCCAUAGGAAUUACCAGCUUUUACCAGGGAUGGUCAAGCAAAACUCCUGGCGCAGUUUAUUUCGCAUCAGAGCUGAAGUGCUUGCAUCCGGUCUGCGACAAGAUCAAAUCGUUUCCCCCAGGCCAUAUAUACGAUUCCAAGACCGAUACAAUGACUCGAUAUUUCCAACCUCGUUGGUGGGACCCGCUGAACGUACCUUCAACUCCGAUAGAUUACAAGUUGAUACGCACUUCUCUAGAAAAAUCUGUUCGCAAACGGCUGAUGGCUGAAGUACCAUACGGUGUGUUGCUCUCCGGUGGGUUGGACUCAAGCCUAGUAGCGUCGAUAGCCCAAAGAGAGACGCUCAGACUCCGGUCAGCAUCAGUGGGGAAAUUGAAUGGAUACAGCGACCACGAGCAGCAACCUAGUGAAGAGCUUGUAGGAAUUGACGAUGACGAUGAAUUAUCGACCGUGACGUGGCUUCCUCAGCUUCAUUCCUUUUCGAUUGGGCUGCCUAAUUCGCCUGAUACUAAAGCUGCUUUGGAGGUCGCAAAAUUCCUCGGAACCAAGCAUCAUAGUUUCAACUUCACCAUUGAGGAUGGCUUAGAUGCAAUCUCAGACGUCAUCUUCCAUCUCGAGACCUACGACGUUACUACCGUUAGAGCCUCGACUCCAAUGUUCCUUCUCAGCCGUAAGAUCAAAGCCAUGGGAGUAAAAAUGGUGCUGAGUGGGGAAGGUAGUGAUGAGAUUUUUGGGGGCUAUCUCUACUUUCAUGCAGCUCCAGACAAAGAAUCCUUCCAUGCAGAGACCGUUCGCCGCAUUAAGAAUCUCCAUCUUUCUGAUUGCUUGCGAGCGAACAAGUCGACGGCAGCUUGGGGAGUUGAAGCCCGCGUGCCAUUCCUCGACAAGGAGUUUGUGGAAAAUGCAAUGGACAUUGAUCCAGCAGAGAAAUUGAUUACGAAGGAUCGGAUAGAAAAAUAUAUCCUACGUAAGGCCUUUGAUACAACCGACGAGCCGCAUACAAAGCCAUAUCUUCCGGGCAACAUCCUAUGGCGCCAAAAGGAGCAAUUCAGCGAUGGUGUAGGUUAUGGGUGGAUAGAUGCCCUGAAAGACAACGCCGAGAUCCACGUGACGGACGAGCAGAUGAAGCAGCCCAAAGCCGAAUGGGGAGAUGAUGUCCCAGAUAGCAAGGAAGCGUACUGGUAUCGUCUCAUGUUUGAUGAGCUCUUUCCGCCUCAGUGUGCAUCAACGGUCAUGCGUUGGACACCUACGUGGUCGAAGCAGACAGAUCCAAGCGGACGGGCGAUCGCCACGCACCUUGCCAAGUACGAAGGACAGAAAUAG
Molecule: messenger RNA, 1737 nt
Organism: Letharia columbiana
Lineage: Eukaryota; Fungi; Ascomycota; Lecanoromycetes; Lecanorales; Parmeliaceae
Exons: 9
Coding region: 1-1737 (578 amino acids)
Cellular component (GO): cytosol
Molecular function (GO): asparagine synthase (glutamine-hydrolyzing) activity
Source: RefSeq, a predicted model, not a curated record